UGUAAAGAAAUCCACUUUUAAGGUCUGUGUUACUCUAUUCCACUUCAAGGGAGAGCAAAAGGUUAAUGCUUUGGCAAAAAUAUGAGAAGCAUUUGGGGAGGUAGCAGAUGGCAUGGAAGGGGGCAGGAAGCAGCCUGGAGGAACAACGUGGUUCAGAAGGGGUUAAGACCGAGGAGGGCGUGGAUUGGCAUUUUCCUGUCUUGACAGCCUGUAUAUACAGCAAGCAGACCAGCUGCCGGUGGUGUGGAGCUCACUUCCCUUGCUUGCCCGAAAAUCUUCUGGUGCCUGGAUGUUAUUGAGGGAUGCUGUUGUGCCUUUUAAGGGUACCCAAAGCUGCCUUGGAUUAUAAGAUCCAUCAUCCUUAGAUAAAGUAUGAUGGGUGCCGUAGUCCGCUGAAGGGGAAGCAGGCCUGAGGAUCAUGCUGAGGGGGCAGAAGUUAACCAACACAUCCAGAAGGCAUCAGUUUUGGGUAGCUGUGGAGUGGCCAGCAUCCAACUGUGCUCUCUCUUCACAGAAAGGGGAUUUCACUCCUCUUUGGAAGUGUGGCUGAAUUUCAAUAACAUGAAGUAAAAAAAAAGCAAGCAAGGAAGUAAACUGGUUUCCAGCACUGCAGAAGUGAUUGUGGAAGGGGUAGCCAAAACCUCAUGUGGGACAACCAUAUACCUUUUACCAAGGGUGUGUGGGGUUGGACAAAAUUCUGCUAAUUCCCUUGGCCUGCUAGUCAUAAUCUGUUUAUGCAAUUAUUGCAGACCAAAAAAAAAAAAUCCUGGUCUUGAAAGUUGCGUAAUAUCUGAAACUGUGGAUCCAGAAUGAGGUCUCUUUCUCCAGGAGAUGGACUUUCUCCUCUGGGUCUGCUCACUCGAGGGCCUGAUUACUUGCGCAGGCAGCUGGAGACAGGCAGUGGUGGGCGGACGCCGAGUGCCGUGGAGAGGCUGGAGGCUGACAAAGCCAAAUACGUCAAAUCUCGGCAAGUGAUCAACAGUCGUCAAGAGCCGGUUCUGCUCAGCUACACUCCCCGGUCUUCCCCGUGCUGCAGGAGACCCCUCACCCUCCACCAGCAGAGUGAAUUUCCUCAGGGCUUGAUCGCAGACCAAGAUGGCCUCAGCCCCAAGAAGCAGCCCCCUUCUCCUCCGUCACCCAUAGCACGGCGAGGGGGAGGCAGGCGCCUCCUGAGGCCUGACUCACUUGUCAUCUACCGGCAGAAACGGGACUGUUCCACUGUCAACAAGGAGAACAGCAAAGGGUACAGCCUAAUGAAGUGGCUGUUUCAGGGUCCGCUGAGGGAUGGACAUCAUAGCUGUCCUUCCUCAAGGAGUCUGUUGGGGGAUGGACACCUGGAAGUGACCCAAGAAGAGAACUCCAUGGUCUGGGUACCUGCAGAGAUGGAGGACCCCAGGACUGCACAAUCCGUGGGCAUCCUAACCAGAUUCACAGGUUGUGAGUCUGAGCCCGGUCAAAGAGGCCAGGUCAGUGCUCAGCCCAACGUCAACCAGCCCUUUCAUUCCUCGGGCCCUCACCCAAUGGAGGCCAAGAAACAGCUGACUCAGAGUUAUUCUCUUCCUCUUUCAGAGAAAGAACGGUUCUUUAAUUACUGUGGCUUGGACCAGAAUCUGGUAGAGGUGCUUGGAGCUGAACGAUUCAAGCCAGGGAGCUGGGAAGUGAGUUCCUUCUGCAUUGGGUCAGCUAGUUCCGAACAUGGUGGUCUUUCCUAUAAUGGGGAGAGGUUGUCUGCGGAAGAGCCAAGUGGAAAGCUGCCUGUGUCGGUCUCCGUUGUUGAGCGAAAUGCCCGUGUCAUUAAAUGGCUUUACAGCUGCCAGCAGGCCCAGACUAUGUCCAAAGAAUCUACAGUAUGAACUCACAAAGGUCUGAUCUCUAAGGCUCUCCCUUUAUCCCAAGUGAGGGGAAGUUCUGUUUGUGAGGAGAUGGCAAAGUUCCCACUGUGGGAAACAGAACAGGGAGAAACCAUUAUCUGCCAGCAGAUGUGCCUUUCUAGGAAGAAUACUUGGCCCUGAGCUUUCACUGAAAUCUUCCCAGUCAGUGCCUAAUCAUCAUGGUUAAUAAUGGUUAAUCAUCAUACUGAGAAUCCUGGGAGUUGAAGGCUAACCCAGGUGGAAGGCAUCAGGUGGAAAAAGUUUCCCUAAAAGUAUCCUUGGCGAUAAGGAUAUAGUAUCCAGGCUAACUUAAGGGCUAAACUUUGAAGAACAUGUCUUGUUCCCAUCCAUAGCAGAUGAACACAUUUCCCUUUCUUUCCACAUUUAUUGAUAGCCAUUGUGGUGCAGCAGAUAACACAGGGAGGCUUGGAUUCAGGUCUCUACUCACCCAUGAAAUUUCCUAAAGAGGAAGGUUAGAUUUGCCUAUCACCUUUUCUACAAGGCUGUUGCAAAGAUACAUCCCGAUCCUCCUAGCAAACAACCCCAGCAUACAUAGGUUGGUUGGGUAAUUAAUCACUGCUCCAGUUAGCCAUCUGGUGAAGUGAUGAGCUGUAAGGAAUUUCCACUCCUGUUGGCAGACUGUCACGCUGAACUAUCCGGAAUGUAGUCCUGUAAUUGAAUCAUCCAGGUUUUUUUCCUGAUACUAUGGUUGAAGUCCAGUGUGCUCGGCUCCAGUUUUUCCUUUAUGCUGAAGCCUGUAUGACUUGUUCCACUUUGCUGCAGGAUGAGUCUGUUUCUGUGUGUUUCUAAUAAAACAAAAAAGUUGUUGAUAAA
Molecule: messenger RNA, 2705 nt
Organism: Candoia aspera
Lineage: Eukaryota; Metazoa; Chordata; Lepidosauria; Squamata; Candoiidae
Gene: FAM110D
Product: family with sequence similarity 110 member D
Exons: 3
Coding region: 810-1853 (347 amino acids)
Source: RefSeq, a predicted model, not a curated record